Molecule: messenger RNA, 1533 nt
Organism: Phaedon cochleariae (mustard beetle)
Lineage: Eukaryota; Metazoa; Arthropoda; Insecta; Coleoptera; Chrysomelidae
Source: the annotation of a GenBank genome assembly
AUGUCUGUUUGUGAAAGGAAGAUUUCAGAGUUGGAAAAGGAUAUUUCGGAGUUUGAUUAUUCGAAUAGGGAUAAUGAGUUUUCUCGGAUUUACACGAGGCUUCUACAUGUGUCCCGUCGUCUGCAACGCAUCCUUACUACCAACAAGGAUCAGGAAUGUACUGAAACGGAUUCAAUACGGUUGUGGUCUCAGGUGAUAGGCGAUUUAAACUUAGCGUUUGAAGGAAUCACUGUUAGUAGUCAUUCUGAAAGUCAGUCAACCCUGCCAAAUCAGGAUUCGCAUUCUCUAUUGGACGAAGCGAUUCCACAAGAGCAUGCAUCAGCUUCUUUCGUGGAGGAAAAUGUUUCGUAUGAUCUGAUUGAUUUGACAGAAGAGGGGGAGUGUAGUCACACUAAUGUUCGUGAUCGGCUCCAAGCCCAUCGAGAGGAGUCCACAGGUAUGUCCACCGGUCGUCGAACAAGGGUUACGAAUUCCAACCAGCCCGGCUCAUCCCGACAACCACACGAUGACCAAGAACAGUAUAGUGCUGGGCCAUCUAUUCCCUCAGAAAAUAGAAAUGUGAAUCAUGUGAGAUUCUCGGAGACUCGAUCAUCACCAGUCAAUCGGCCAUCAUCAUCACAAAACCCAAAUGCGCCUCCUUCGGGGGAUUAUCAACCUGCACGAAUCCCCGUGCUUCCACCUGCUUAUCUGCACCCUUCCUGCAUGAGAAAUCAUAGUACUUAUUGCUUGUCGACGCCCUACUCCUCACACAGCGCCGAGCCCCCUGUGACACCAAUUUGCCAGGAGCUUCGACGGUUUGAUUCACCAGCCUCGAUACGAGAACCGCACGAACAUCGAGAUAUACAAGAACUCCCCAAUGGACCUACAACCACUACUACUACUACAGUUGAAGUACAAAUACAUAGUGUAGUGCUAAAAGUGAAGCACGUAUUUCCGAACGAUGAAAUCAAACUACAACUGAUGCAACCCAUCAAAAAUGAUACACCUAUACUGAUUCCAUUCAGGAAAUGGGACCUCAGCCAAUUGCCUGCUCUUACAAACGGCGCAAAAAGUGAAAUUUGGGCAGUCAAAACGAGCGCUUCGGUGGAACGUCCUCGGUACGUUAUUGUGUGCUUCCAGAAAUCUAAACGUGACAAUGCAGAAGCUGAUGCUACCCACUUUGAUAACACGAGCAUAGUUAGUAUCAGAUUAGCCCUUAAUGGUGAAUAUUGGCCUAAUGAGAGAAUGCAGCUGGAUUUCGCUAAACAAGACUACACCCUUGCUUACUACAACUAUACCAGGUUCUAUUCGAGCUAUUCACAUUCGACGGAGGUUCACCCAAUCUUGGAUUAUGGGGAAUUCAAACAGCAUGCAUUAUUUGUGAUUGAUUGCUCGAGGCAGGAAGAGACCAUGAAAUCAUCGACAGUUGAUAUAAAGCUUGAAAUCGAAGCCGAUAAAGGAUUCCCUGCUGACACCAAAGCCUAUUGCAUCAUCGUACAUGACUGUCUGCUAGAGUACUUCCCUCUAACGGAAGUCGUCAGAACCUUGAUUUGA